Messenger RNA from Symbiodinium necroappetens, 3225 nucleotides. Lineage: Eukaryota; Dinophyceae; Suessiales; Symbiodiniaceae. The record is from the annotation of a GenBank genome assembly.
GUAUGGCAAGCCAUUGAUCGCUGCAUGUCCCGGAUCCCGGCCAGGGACUCGUUGGCCCUCAUGGGGGACUUCAACACCCCACUCAAGCCUUGUGCACCUCAUGUAGGAGCUCACACCAAUCCGCUCCCGUGCCAUCCCCCAGAGGACAUGGAUGAUUUCAUGGCACUGCUCGUUACUUAUGAUCUUGUUGCAUUGAAUACCUGGUGCAGGACCAUAGAUAAGAAAUUGCCCUCAACCUUCAGAUUCCAGGCCACUGAGUCUCAGAUUGACUUCAUCCUGACACGUCGUCCUGAUGCCACACACCAGGUAAGGCCCAGCAUCGACCGUGAUGCUCUGCUGCAGGCCCUGGACCAUCCCACCGAACCUCAGCACCUUAUGCAAAUUGCUUCCAUUCGUCAGGCGGUUGCCAAUCACAUGGCCUCUUGCCCUGCUCUUCCGGGAGUGAGCACCUUACAUCAUUCUUUGUUCAAAGUGUGCUCUGAUGUCUUCCCGGCACAGGCAAAAACCAGACCCUCCCACACCUGGCAGGCUGCCGAAGUGCAGCAUGGGGUCAAGAGCAUGCGGCGGCAGUGGCGAGCCUUCAAAAAGAUUCGUAAAAAUGGUCUCCAAGGCUGGUUUGCUGCCUGGAAAGCCUGGCGUUCUUUCGACCGACACUAUCGCGAGCACCAGCUCCGAUGCCGCCAGGCCCGUCGCUCAAAACUCCUCAAUGCCAUGGAGGAAGCACAGCAGUGUGCCAAUCGUCACGAUUCGCGAGGCCUUUAUCAGAUUGUUAAGCGCAUCGCCCCCAAGCAGCCCUUCAGGAGAAUGCAACUCCGGGACCCUGAGGGUCUCAUGAUGUCGCCCAGUGCCGAGGCCGACCUGUUGCAUCAGCACUUUCAGCAACGUUUUCGUGCCGAGACACAGGACCCACAGGAUCCUGAUGCGAUCCACCUGGCCGGAAAGCAGUGCCUGAUGGACACCCUCCGAGUGCAGCCUGGUGAAAGCCGCACCUUUGAUGCCACGAAAGGCAUACGUCAGGGCUGUUCUGCCUCGCCAUUGUUGUGGCUGAUCUUUUCCCACGCCAUCAGCUGUCGCUUGGAAGGCUACAUCUCCUACGACAGAAUCUGUGCCAUGCUUACCAUUUUUGCUGACGAUUACCAUGUGGCGGGGACCUUUUCCUCGCUGCAUGAGCUCGAACAGCUCUUAAGCUGCAUCACGGCUCUUUUCAAGGUCCUCAAAGCCUUUGGUAUGGAGGUGAGUGAUGCCAAAUCACAAGCAGUGCUGGCCCUCAGAGGGUCACUGGGACCUUCAAUCCGUCGCAAGUACGUCUGUAAAGGCCCUGAUGGCCCCAUCCUUCGCAUACCACUUCUUGGUGGCAGUCUCAGAAUCCCGAUCGUCCCACAGUUUCGGUACCUAGGCACCCAAAUUAACUACACAUCGUUUGAGAAUGCCACGCUCGAGUUCAGGUCUAUAUUGCGGCUCCCUGUGCACCUGACCUACAAGACCAACACCGAAGUCAUGCAACAGGCUGGGCUGCAACUCCCUAGCCUUAUGCUGGUGUCUCUGCUGACACGGGAAGGACAUCGCAAGCAAUCCACUUUGGAUGCACAUGUAUGUCUACCGGCCAGCUCCUGGUGGAGCACAGUGAUGCACAGCCUCCAUCAUAUGCCGGAAUCCUCACAAUUGAUCUCGGUACAGACCCCUACUAAGCCCCAGACCUGUCCUGAAUGUGGGAUUUCAUAUAGCACCCGCGCUGCACUCCUGACCCACCUAGCCAAAUGCCACCCGGAGAAGGCUGCAGCUGCACCUCCUGAACCCUAUCAAAAAGCCCUGGACUCACUAGGAGGAUUACCCCAGUGCUCGCAUUGCAAAAAGAAGUUCUCCACCUGGCAGCUUCUUCAACGACAUGUUGAGGGUAACUACUGCAGUGUGAGACAUUCGUUUCUGCCGCAACCCUUGACAGCGCCUGACAAGCCAGAACAGCCAGUGCAGCCCGUACCGCCAGUCUUUUCAGACACCCAGCUUCAGCAACUCCUUCAUAAGUAUGCUGCCAAUGCUAUUUUCCACAUUUCACAUAAACAGCGGUACAGGCAGCACUGCCUGGUAUGUGGACAGUGGGUUGCCUCCUCCAAAGUCAUGAAGCUGCACUACCAACACAGCCACCCGCAGCUCAUGCAACAACACAAUCACAAAACACCUGCCUUGUGUGCAUCAUAUACAGGAUGUGGGAACCCGUGCCUGUACUGUCAUACGUCAGUUGCCAUCCCCAGACUGCAUAAGUUUGCCUGCACUGUUCUGUGUGCAGCUGAUGGCGGCCCUGGAUCAGGAGAUAAAGGAAGUCUUCGGGGACCUGGCCCAGAACAGCCUUCAGGGCUUCGGCGAUGCACUGUUUGGGACGGGGAGCCCACCUCCGAAUGUGGGGCCUCCCACCAAAGCUGCCAAGCUGGAGGGAGCACCGGGCAAGCGCCAAAGACCCUCAGACAACGGAAGCUCACCUGGUUCCCACAAUCAGUGGGGCAACAACAAGGGCCGGGGCAAGGGCAACAAGAACCAGCCUCAACUUCAUACCCUGGUGCAUGCUAUGGGGCGACUCAUCAUUCGACAAGAAACACAGCUCCAAAUCCUGAAGCAGAACUCAGCCUGGACCUUGUACCUCAAGCCGGGCCCCUCGGGGCCAGUAGCUCUACUGUACAAGACGGCAGAAAAGUACACGGAGGAGUCGAAGACAAAGUUCAUGGACACCCCGGUUCGAGCUGUACUCCUCCCCUCGGUUCUCUUCAGGACAUCAGCAGCAGUCAGGAGAAGCAAAAGGUGCUCCAGGAGAAGGGUUGGCUCAACCAGGACGGGCUCUGGAAUUACCAGAGGUGGGACGGGGAACAGCAAGCUCUGGUGAUCGACGAAGCACGCCAGCCUGUGAAUCAUCAGGACUUGAUCGGCAAAGUGGGUCAAUUUGCCGAGAUAGUCUUGAACAAGGAUGUCAUACACAGGUUCAAUGCGACGCACUCCCUGUCCAUGAACAAGACAGGCACCAGCACAUUUCUGCUGGAGGUGGGACUGCGAGCGCAGGGAGUGGAGCUGGCCUGGGCAAUCCUGGAGGCGAUCUCAGGCCUCUCAGCUCUUCAGGUGAUCGGGCUACAAGUCCGGAGGGAGGGCCUUCGCCGUGGGGGCCUUGCCAACGACGUGCAGAAGCUUCUGAAUGCAUCUGCAGGCUGGAGUUGCAUAACCCAUCCAACCAGUGCUACAUGA